This is a messenger RNA of Helianthus annuus (common sunflower), 2599 nucleotides long. RefSeq names its product probable LRR receptor-like serine/threonine-protein kinase At4g37250. Gene Ontology annotation, biological process: protein phosphorylation. Gene Ontology annotation, molecular function: receptor serine/threonine kinase binding; protein kinase activity; ATP binding. The transcript is spliced from 3 exons. The record is from RefSeq and is a predicted model, not a curated record. The coding region runs from base 212 to 2548 and encodes 778 amino acids. Lineage: Eukaryota; Viridiplantae; Streptophyta; Magnoliopsida; Asterales; Asteraceae.
AGAUUGAGAUGAAAAGUACAAUUGAUCAAGUCAAAUUCUUAUCAUACCAGAGUUGAACAUCUGUUUUCAUUAGCCAAUAAUCUCUCUCUCUCUCUCUCUCUCUCUCUCUCUCUCUCUCUUUCAUAUUUUUCUACUUGCAACCAAAAGUUGUCAUAAAUCUCUCACUCUUUCACCACCAACAGGAGAUGUAUGAUUCCUCUUCUGAAACACCAUGAACAACAACCACUUCAAAAACAUUCCAUUUCUUCUUCUUCUUCUUCUACUAAUAACCCAUCAAACACUUGGCCUCACAAUUGACGGCAUCCUCUUACUCUCAUUCAAAUACUCCGUUUUAUCAGACCCUCUUAACGUCCUUAACACAUGGAACUACUCCGACGAAUCUCCAUGCUCAUGGAACGGCGUCUUAUGCCAAACUUUCCUCACCGACACCCGCGUCACCGGAAUAUCACUCCCCAAUUCCGGACUCACCGCCUCCCUUCCCGCCAACUUAGGUUUAAUCGAACACCUUCGUGAAGUCAACUUAUCGAAUAAUUCAGUCAACGGAACCAUUCCAUUGUCGUUAUACAAUGCGGCUGAACUCGAGUCUCUUGACUUAUCAAAUAAUUUAAUCUCCGGCGAGAUUUAUGAGUUCGUUGGCGGGUGGAAGAAUCUUCGGAUUCUUAACGUUUCCGGUAACUUGUUAGCCGGAAAACUGCCGGUAAACCUUGCAUUGCUUCCCAACUUAACGGUGGUUUCGUUGAAGGGUAAUUAUUUUUUCGGUGAGAUCUCCGGUGGGUUUGAUUCGGUUAAAGUUUUGGAUCUGUCGAGUAACUUCAUCACCGGAAAGUUACCGGAACAUUUUGGUGGUGGGGAUGUUGAAUACUUUAACAUUUCACACAACAAUAUUUCCGGCGAGAUUCCGGAAGAAUUCGCGAACAGAUUCUCAACAAACGCGACAAUUGAUUUGUCGUUUAAUAAUCUGACGGGUGCAAUUCCGGAAUCUAGUGUUUUCUUUAACCAAACUGAACCAUCGUUUGCCGGAAAUCCGGAGCUUUGUGGGAAACCGUUGAAAAAUUUAUGUGUGGUUCCUUCGUCUUUUUCUACUCCACCUAAUGUGUCCUCGGAUUCGACAACGUACCCUCCGGCUAUCGCGGGUAUCCCUGAAACGAUCCCGUCGUCUCGUUCGAGCAAUUCGUCGGAUACGGAUACGGAUACUUCGUCGAAAACCCGGUUUAAAACGAGCACGAUUGUGUGGAUCGUGGUUGGAGACGUCGCGUUGGUAGCGGUUUUGGCGAUGAUUUUUGUUUACAUUAUGAAAAAACGUCAACGCGAUACAUCAACUGAUCAGCAGAACAACAACAAAGGUCCAAGUAAGGAUAACGAUUGGGCAGCAUCAUCGGAAGAUGACGAGCGUAAAACGUUACGCUCAUGGGGAUGUUUGAUGAAGAGAAAAAGCACUGAGGGCGAAGAAUUAAGCGAAAUUUCAAGCUCGGAAGGCUCGGAUACCGAAAUGGCGCAAUCAGAGAAGGAUAAACCCGACGAUUUGACAGGAAAAGAAGGGGAGAAGAAGGGGUUGGUGACGGUUGACGGGGGCGAUAAAGAGUUGGAGCUAGAGACGUUAUUGAAAGCGUCAGCGUAUAUACUUGGAACAUCCGGGUCGAGUAUAAUAUACAAGGCGGUGUUGGAGGACGGUACGGCGUUGGCGGUUAGACGGAUAGGGGAAAACGGGUUGGAGCGGUUUAGGGACUUUGAGAACCAAGUUCGGGUCAUUGCGAAACUGGUUCACCCGAAUCUGGUUCGGAUUCGGGGAUUUUAUUGGGGUGCGGAUGAGAAGCUUGUUAUUUACGACUACGUUCCGUAUGGCAACUUAUCCAAUGCACGCUAUAGGAAGGUUGGAUCAUCGCCUUGUCCGCUACCGUGGGGUGUACGGCUUAAGAUAGCAACAGGCACGGCCCGUGGGCUGGCGUACAUCCAUGACAAAAAGCAAGUGCAUGGGAAUCUCAAACCGAGUAACAUUUUGUUAGGAUCCGAUAUGGAGCCUAAGAUAGGAGAUUUUGGGCUUGAAAGGCUACUGGCAGGCGAUCAGAGUUGCAAAGUGGGUGGAUCGACCCGAACAUUUGGUAGCAAGAGGUCAACCACUUCUCGAGACGGCUUUACCGAUAUGGUCAUUGGGCCAAAGUUGAGCCCAAGCCCAAGUUCCAUGGGCUGCAUUUCUCCAUAUUACGCACCGGAGUCACUAAGAAACCUAAAGCCCAACCCAAAGUGGGACGUGUACUCGUAUGGUGUUGUAUUGCUUGAACUUCUAACAGGGAAGGUUUUUGUGUCAGACGAGUUUGGACCCGCUAGUAUGACGUGGAGCACCACGUUGACGGUUGAAGAGAAGAAAAAGUUGUUGCGAAUGGUUGACGUGGCGAUUCGAGCUGACAUGGAAGGCAAAGAGGUAUCAUUGUUGGGGUUGUUGAGAGUGGCUUACAGUUGUAUAUCACCGGUCCCACAGAAGAGACCACAUAUGAAAGAGGUGCUACAUGUUCUUGAAAAAUUUCCUUGUGGAGAUAUGUGUUUUUUAUGAUUGAUUUAAACAAAUAAUCGGUUGUUUGAAUUUAAAUUCUAUUGUCUUGUC